UAUACGACAUACGUGUCGUCGGUCGCGAUCGCGUGAUGCGCCCAUGCGUCUGAUCGGUUAGCGUUAAUUUCGUCAAAUCUCGCGUAAUUACGACGUAAUCGGCGAAACGCGGCCUAAUCCGUUCUGGCGGAUGAGGUAUAUUACUCGGUAAACUCGCCCCCCGUGUAUUCGCGGCGGUUAAUGUCGCGCGACGACACAGAACGCGACGUGGAAGUGCAGCAGCGCAGGGAGAUCUCUGGAGGGGCUCACGCGUCGCUCGCCAGGGACGCGAGUCGCUCACAAGCCCGCCAGGCACUCGUGGCAAACUUCUCGUUGUUCGAUGGCGUUCGACGGCACGGCGUUCUCUGAUUGCGGUCCUUCGAAAUCGAAAUUGAUCGAUCGAAAGGCAAAUCAACUCCCGAUUUCUAAAAAGGAAGUUCGGCGCGGCUAAAUCUUCAGCACCGACUGUGAAUUUCGGAACCAGCGUCUAUUUUGGUUAGACGUCACUGCAAUGUCUUUUAACGUCAUUCCGCUACUUGGGAAUACACGUGUGCUUCGUUCCCAUAAGGAAGCAGGAUAAUGGAGCGACGCGGCACGCAAUCGGCUUAUCCUAACGACACCGACAGACGCAACGCUGCGUGUACGGGGAAACGUCUCGCGUCCUUACUUCGAUAUUGCCUGCAGGAAUUCCGGGAAUCACUCGGCAGACUCUCCCGGCGUGUGUUUUUUGAUAGCCCGUCUUCUCGAACGCUGAAAAUACGAAGGAGCUGCCAUUUUCUAUGACACGGUAACGUUCACACAAUGAAAUGUGAGUGACGGUGAAAGAAAUUUCAUGAAAUUGGAGAUUCAAGAUUAACCGGCGAUUAAAUGUACAUCCCUGCUUCGGGUUAAUGGAGCGCGACUCAUGGAAGGGAACGCGAUGACACGCUGCCAACCGAAGACGAAGGUUUCUUAAGCCCGGAUUAGAAGGCCGUCUAAAACCGCAGCCUGUCCUCAUCUCAGAUCGAUCAAAUCAUUGACGUGAGCUCCUCGAAGGGAGCUUUAAACUUCGCGCACUAGAUUCAGCUUACGUGCGCGCGGGAGGAGCUGCUUCAAUCACGCGCGCGCGGCAACAAAUCUGCGGAAAUCUGAAACUGUGAUUCUACAUGACGGCGGAGAUCCGCCGGAGGAGAGGAGAGAAGGAGAAUCCCGCUCGAUUGCCCUUAAUCCUCGGAUGAUCAAAGGAUCGCCUGCUGGGAGCAGAUUUAUUCUAUGUCUUGCGAAUUUUCGCGAGGCCGGCUGCCGCGGCCGUAGAGGCUGCCGCAUAAACGAUGCGCUCGUCGGUGAAUUAAAGCGUGUACCUGGGCUGGUCGUUCGGACAAUCGAUAAUGCCGGGUCGUAAAACGCCGCGCGAGGCACGUAGCGUGUCUGAUAAAUAAUGCAAUUCUAUCGAGAGGGUCGACGUCCCGAGGUGUGAAGCGAAAAGCGCUGGAUCAUUCUUAGUGCCUCGUACAGAUCUCGAGAAACGCCUUGUGUCAAUUAUACGACGCUGGAUUCAGUGGCAUCGAUCUCGUCGAGUUGAUUGGAAUGCUUGCUCCCCAGAAGAACUUGCGACGAGGGCUAAUUGGAAAUUAGGAACAAGUGUGUUAUCCGAGAUAAAGUGAUCGCGCGUGUGCUACACGAGUGUGCUCGAGAAAGUGUGCGGAUUUUCUUACAUUUUUUUUUUUUUGCGAACCACCGACCGAUUUCCGUGACGUCAAUUGCGAAAACGAUUCGGAAUAGUGUCGGAUUUGGUAAAUAUUUGUCGGUACUUCGAAAUCGAGUAGUUUAACGCGUCACGAGGCGUCUCAUCGUGAUUCAAAGCUCGUUCGAUGUGAAUCGAAAAAAGGGGUCUUUCCAUAUUGACACGCCACAUCAAACAGAACUCGUGUUAGAGGCUCGGGGAGGAUAUGGUGCCAGAGAGUGCAUAAAUCGUAGCGUACGGGCAAUUAAGAAGUAAAUCGGAAGAGAGGUAAUUAACGUAGUAUCUAAAGUACGAAAGACGCGCAUGCCUCGUGGUAAUUAAUUACUUUCAAUGUGAGUUCGGAAAAGUCGGACGAUCUCUUGGGUAUCGUUACACGGACUUGAAGAAUGGCACGUAACUCGAAUGAAUAAAAGCGUAACAGCGGGUAAAUUUUCUCGGGAUAGUCCUAAUUACCGGAGCACACAACAAAGUUGCAUGAACUUCGCGGCGUGGUGCCGAAGAAUUUCCACGCGCGGGUACACGAGAAUCUUUAAAAUAUAGGGAUCUCGCGAGGGGGAAACACGUGGGUGUUCUCAAAGUCGUUCCAAAUUCGCCUCGAAAGUCAACCUCGUUUCAACCUUGCUCACGACAAUUCCGCGGGAGCGAGCCAGAAUGCGGGCGGUGCCGUGUGUGCUUCGUUAAACUGACAAUAAUCUUCAACCGCGCGUCACGAACUUGUACGGUCGGGAAAAGCGGAGUGUUGGCAAAUGAAAUUCCGCGACGUGCACUUUGCGAUGACGUCGUUUCGUGAUUUGAGCACUCGAGCAUCGACGCACGCGUGAAAAUCCGACUCGCGAGUACAACGGAGUAUUGCGCAUCUUGACAGGAAGAGAAAAUCGUUACGGAAACGAAAUGGCAGAAAUUUGAAGAUUCGAAAGGAGAUUAUUCAUGAGUUUUCUUGAAAAGGAGGGAAAAAGAAACAAUUUUCAUACAACGUACUCCGCGAAAAGAGAAGCAAGAGACCGGGCAUUGUUCGUCGACGACCAUUAGAGCAUGACGGUCCUUAUCAAAGCAUUCGGGCAUUGAUAGCCUGUCGAUUCGUUUGAAUAUUCGCAAGAGGAGGAUCACAGAAAGAACGAUUGUCACAGAGAUUUGCGCGAUUCAAAGAAUUAUCUCGAAAAAAAAACUAUAGAGAAGUUUGUGUGCGUGACCGCAGUUAUCACCGGGAAACGAUAAUCGACCGACAGUUGACGAUUGUCGCCGCGGGGAGCAAAUGUCGGACCUUAUCGGGGUCGACCUGGUCGACAUGUGAUGUACCGCGAGGCGACAAACAAGUGGUGUGCGCGAUUAGUUACGAGAGAGAAUGACGGUGAUAUGCACGUCGUUCACGGAUGUUGUUCAGUGCCGGGAUGCUGCAGUGAGUAACUGUCAAUAAAAGAGCGGCGAGUGUGACACAACGAGAUCAGUUUCGUCGUCGUCGUCGUCGUCGUCGUCGUCGUCGUCGUCAGCGUUGUUGUCGUUGCCAUUGUCGUUGUCACCGCCGUUCGCGGAGGAGAGUAAGAAAGGAGCCGUUCGAUACCGCUCGCAGAAAUAUCCAGUAUGAAGGAUCAUCGAGGAGGAUGGCUGCGCGCCGUGCUAUCCCUGAUAACGUUCCUCUCGCAUCAGACAGAAUGCGCGGCCAAGAACGGGAGAUCCGUAGUGGAGCACCAUCCGUCCUCUUACUGGGAGCAACCCUUUAGUCAGCCUUACUUCGACAACACGACAAAGAGGGAGACCACAACCACCGUCGGGCAAUCCGCUUACCUGCACUGCAGGGUGCGCAAUCUUGGCGAUCGUGCGGUCUCAUGGAUCAGGCAGCGGGAUUUGCAUAUCCUGACUGUCGGCAUCCUCACGUACACGAACGACCAGCGUUUCCAAUCGUUGCACAGCGACGGCAGCGACGAGUGGACCCUGAAAAUCAGUUCGCCGCAAACGCGGGACAGCGGAAUCUACGAAUGCCAGGUCUCGACGGAGCCCAAAAUUAGUCAAGCUUUCAACUUGAGCGUAGUAGUCUCGAAGGCAAAGAUCAACGGCAAUUCGGAGCUCUACAUCAAAAGCGGGAGCGACAUCAAUCUGACCUGCAUCGUGCUGCAAACGCCGGAACCACCAUCCUUCAUCUAUUGGUAUAAAGGCGACAACGUGAUAAACUACAGCCAACGCGGGGGCAUUAGCGUCGUGACGGAGAAGCAAACGCGGACGUCACGUCUUCUGAUCAGCAGAGCGCUGCCGGCCGAUUCCGGCAAUUACACCUGUGCGCCAUCCACAGCCGAGUCAGCCAGCGUUCUCGUCCACGUGCUCAAUGGGGAGCAUCCGGCGGCCAUGCAGCACGGAAACUCCAGCAACAGCGGCGCGGCCACGAGGACGCUCGCGUUACUCCUGUUGCUCCUGCACGCCGGCUCCUUCGCGAGGUGACUGGUCGAUCACGAGGCGCUGCAGUAAGAGAGUAACGGCCGAUAGUUUCACCCAAGCGAGAUCGGGAGGAGAGAGAGGGGCGACGACGUGGCGAGGGAGGAGAGACCACCCAGGAGGGUGCAUGGAGGAGACGAGGCGAGAAGCACCACUAACCACUCCGUGCUAACCGUCACCUGCCAGACUUUAUAAAUCAGCAGAUUUCUUCAGAUCUUCUUUCCGUAUUGCGCAACAAUCGGCUCACCGGGGGUGGAAAAGUGCGCGGAGAGAUGGAGGAGAGAGGACGAUGUGUGCGCACACCAGCGACCGCUUGUAACAAAGAGCUUCACUGGCUUUACUCUCGCUCCUCCACGAUGACGAAACCAACCGAGGCCAGUGUCCGGCUCGAUUUUUCCUUAAAACAACCAUCGUGUCCGUGUGUGUCGUUGCCGUCGUGACGAGACACUCACGCUACAACGAUCGAAAAUAACAACGUGUAAAUCCGAGACGACGUGCGAAUUCGGAGGAUGUGUAGACUAGACGACGGGGCGAGGAUCUCCUCGGGCGACGAGAGAGAACAUUCCGCGAAGGACGAGAGUGAACGUUCCGUUAGGACGAACGGAAGGGUUCCAAUGCGCUUUGACGGGGACGAAUGAUUUCUCUUACGUCGACGUUCACGCGCAUGCGACGGUGGAAUUAGCAUUUCCUUUUCCCCGGUGAUCGCGUAGACGUGCAAGAUCUAUCGGCGGCGAGCGCAGCUGACUGUCGCGGAUUUCAAGAGGUAAGAACCAACCGUGUGUUUUCAUGUGUCCGGUCGGACUAACCGGGCGACCCAGAUACGCCACGCAAAACCGCCGCCGUGGAAUUCCACUCAAUUUCUGGUCGCCGGAUGCGGUAUUGCUUCUUCCGCGAGGAGAGAACAAAUAUUUUUGGGGUUCGUCGGACUUAUCCCCCCCGCAGUCGCGCAAACUUUCGAGAUGUGUAUCUAUACAUAUGCCGCCGCCGCGUCAUACGAGCGUCUCGUAAGCCCGGAUGUGCACUCCGACCUGCCUGUAAAACUUUGCGUCACCUCCAGCUUUCGAAUGCAAUUUCUUUUCAAUCGCGGAUGCGCGCACAUUGUAUAUGUAUGUACGCAAUCUCAUAUUUUAUAUUAGAGAAUGUUAUCUUUGCUAUUAGAACACUGAGACGCCGAGUUUAAGAUAUGAUAUUUUAAAUUCGAUCUACAUAUCUCUCUCAAUGUGCAGAAUAAUCAUUUUAUAUCUUUGGAAAGACAUAAAGUAUCUGACUAAUUUUUAUCCCCACAUCGAGGGAUACAACGCGGGCGAGAAACAUAAAUCGUGCAGGUGAGAAAAACGUUAUAAUGUAAAUUUGUUAUUGUAAAUUGUGCAUCGCUCUCUUUAUCUACUUAUAAAGACCGCCGCAACUUUUCUCGCCGUGGGGAUUCUUACAAGCGGCUCUCUCGAGUUGAUUCUUUCACGCGCGAAGAAGUUUCGCCGAAUAAAUAUUUCUCUCAAACGCGCUCGCCGCUUACUACGGCACUAUACGCUGACGGAAUCGGCUACGACAAUAAUCGAUUUUCGCCUUUCGCGCGAGAGACGAAAAAGCCACUGAAGUAUCUCUGAAUUAUGCGGCCCGGGCCAUGCGGAAUUCGUAGAGCUUGGCAAGGGGAGGACGCCCGCAGUUUCGCCCCGGCGCGGCGGUUUCCCAUUUGCAUCUCAGGACGCCCGAAUUUACGAGCCUGAGGGUCGUCGAUCCUCGCUACGGACCACGAGACCGUCGCCGUAUCCGUGUGCGUGUAUGAUAGACUCGAUAAGUUAUAUAACUAAGCUCGACGUACCGUCGUUCGCGGGAGGGAAAUAUCGGCGUGGUCGAUACGGGGGAUUGAGCUGAUAUAUUUUCGCGCUAUUGUGUGCUAAGGCGGCGCGCGCUGAAUAUCUGCGUGUUUAAUUAAAAAUAUUAAUUUCUCUCACAGCUAAAAACCAAGGCUGCUCGGUUUCAUUUUCGAUUUUACUUUUAUGCAGACACAUUUGCGCGAAUAAUACUCUCUUUUUUUUUUCAUUUUACUGAUUGAGGACGUCGAGUUUGAUCGUUUAAUCUGUCGCAUUCCGCAUACAUCAAAUGUAUAUCAAAUUAAUUGCAUUCCCAUCCGAGAUGAUCGAGAUUAUAUCACGUCGACGGUCGGCUUGUGCGGUCGCAGUUAACGCGACCAGCUGACGCGCUCGGAAUGUUCUUCGAAUAAAGUUCCACCCGGCGGCGUUCAGUUGCGGCAUCCGAGCGGCGUCGACCCCGGGAAAUAUAUCGGUCUCGCGGAAAGUGACAGAAAGUUUAUCCCGGGGAAAACGGAAGCUCGCGGCGGCGGCACGCGAUACCGCGGAUACACGGAUUAAUUCGACGCGCGUGCUAAGCACCCUUGAGGGGAUUUCGUCCGAUUUCGAUAGAAAGGCUCGGACUUUGGAGUCGCUGAUGUCGACCCAGGAUAUCCGAAAUCUGCGUUUGAAGCCUCUGAAUAUUUCAAUUCGCCAUCAUCACCGAUCUGCCUCGCGAUUCGUAUCUCAUAAUUACCCCCACGUCCGGGUGCGCAUCAUCCGGCACGCGAUUAUCAUCGCGUCAAAACUGGAAGAUCCUGCACGUGGAGCUGGCACGUCGAGCGGCAGCAUUGCCGAGAGCGGACAGAUUGACGUGAAUGCGGAGAAAACGCUACGUGAGAACCGUGAAUAUUGUUAUGGUGUUCCGACGACGACGGAUGGAGCAGAGCGCGGGAUGCGCCGAGGGAAAACACGCGUGAGGCACUCACAAUGCGCGGCGGACUCGCGCUCGCUAAGAUACCGUUAAGCUUUAAGUGAUUAAAGAAUCGUAUCGUACUGGUCUAUCCGUGUAUACGUCUCCAUAGAUCUCCGAUCGCGAGUGGGUCGGUCGUGUCGCAACCGACAGAAGUCCGUGGCGCGUAUACAUGCAGGCGUACGACUGCGGCGCACGACGUGGAAACGACGUUGUUCGCCGUCGUAACAAUGCAUUUAUGGCGUACUUUCAAGGGAUGUACACGGCGGUGCUAAACAAAUAUUCAGCCGCGAGAAAGACAGAGUUACAAAUGAUUGUGGAAAGAUGUAUUCGCGAAGAAGGCGUUCGGAUGAUUGAUUAUUUAUCUAGAUUUCUUCGUUGCAUUGCUCUGUAAAUGGUUAAAAAUAUGCGAUGCACAUGUUACGUUAUACAUUUCGUAUUUGCAUUUGCUGAAAAAUCAGAUUGGAAGAAUAAUCUAUUCUUAUGACAAUUUGAUAUUAGUCAGUUUUUAAGAUAAUUCGAUUAUAUUUUUUUUAAUAUUUUUUUUUACAUUUAUGUUAUUCAUUUAUUUUCAAAUUCAUACUAUUUCUUAUAUUGUAUUUUAAAUAUUACACAAAUUAAAACGGGCAACAUGUAAACGUAGGAGUGAAACAGUAAAAAAUAGAUGGAAAUUCCUGCGAUGGUCACCGCUCUAUCUUUCCGUCGAGUGAAAGCAGUGCCGAAUAUCGCCUUAAGGAUUCGAUUAUAUCCUCGCCUUGGAUACGCAUUAUCAACGCCACGAUCGACCCACGAAUAGCCGUACUGUACAUACCUUCUUGAAUGUAAACGAUAAACGAUCGCUGUAACUCUCUUCGGCAUGAUUAAGAACCACGAUGUAAUUCUUUACUAAUUCACACUCUUAGAUCGAUCGAGUGCUUCGAAUCAUCUAAAACGCAAUCGUUACGCGAGACUUUUGUCAUCAAUGAGUAUUGAUAAUCAUGGCCUGCCGAAAAAAAAUUUUGGACAUUUUUUGGAACUUUAGCGAGUGAAUUUUCCUGCUAAAAGUAUAAUAAGCGGAUGAAUGAGAAUCUCCGAGUAAAAGAGAAAGAAAACGUUACAUCGCAGCAGUACAAUAUUUGAUCGCCAUGAUCAUCGUGCUGAGCAGAAUCAAUUGGUACAGUAUCAGAAUAGACGGAUUAUCUACAUCAUCGAGCGAAUCAGCCAUCAGAGAAAAAUUAGGAAACGACUUUCGAGAAAAAAGAAAAAAAGGUUAGCGAAGACGCGGCACGCAGCCUUGUAAAUAAGAAGGAUUUCCGAUCGCGUUAUUGUUACAGUUCGCCCGUGAUGAACACCAGGGGUGCGCAAAGCACGAAGACCCUUCGCCCUUUCGCCCGUGCGUCUCACACCUCUCCUUUCAAUAGAAGCAAGCACGCGAAAAGCACCAAAGUGCGAGCAUAUUAAAUAUUAAUCCCUCCGCCGCCGCGAGGAGUAACUUUACUUUCAAAACUAAAUUACAAGGGUAAAAAGGUGGAGCGCCGAGAGGUAAUACCAGGAAUUUCGCUGAGGUAGUGGUGGGAUCGAACGAUCCCCGGCGCGGAGCGCGAUGAAAUUUUGCGCACCCCUGAGUCUAAUAUCUGCCGGCGACCGAGGUGGUCCUCCGUUACGGACGAGAAGAGAAUGCGCGACGUGGUUGUAUGUUCCUGGAGAGGAGUUUCCCGACGAGACGCGUUCCCGACGAGCGGACGGUCGUUCCGCCGAAUUCGGUCGUCGGGCACGAGAGAAUGAGUUCCGCAAAAUCACCGCAACCUCCCUCUUUUCCUCUCCCUUCUCAUCCCAUCACACACACACACACACACACAUACACAUACACACACACACACACACACACACAACUUCUACCCCCUGUUCCCUCCGACAUGCUUUUUUAUACGCUGAACGAGAUCUGUCCUCGUUAGUACUUGUAAAUGGCUUUUGCGCACAGGCGGGUGCCGCUAAAAUCCUGCUUCUGUAUAUUCCGGAAAGAUAUAAAAAAAAAAAAAAAACACGGGACUCGGACGCGGGCGCGAUUAAUUGGCUCGCGCGCGUCCGAGUCGCAGAAGAAGAGCGAGAAGCGAACCGGUAGCGAAUAAGUUGAACCCGAUUGUACGAGAUCAAUUACUUGUUAGCACACGAGCGAUCAGCGAGAUACGCUCUUAGCGACACACUACUCGAAGGAUGUUAAACUAUCGAACGUACCAUUAAUGUAUAUAUAAAGGAGCAGUAACGAUUUAUCGUUUAUGUUGAAUCCAAUUGUACCAGAAUUCCUAAAGACAAUUAAAGGAGAAGAAAUAACGGAUUA
Messenger RNA from Wasmannia auropunctata (little fire ant), 9203 nucleotides. RefSeq names its product hemicentin-1 (gene dpr3). NCBI's taxonomy places the organism in Eukaryota, Metazoa, Arthropoda, Insecta, Hymenoptera, Formicidae. Gene Ontology annotation, cellular component: neuron projection membrane. The transcript has 8 exons. The record is from RefSeq and is a predicted model, not a curated record. Bases 3281 to 4132 code for a protein of 283 amino acids. Gene Ontology annotation, biological process: synapse organization.